CUCUUUUAUUAUUUUACUUAUACAUACAUAUUAACAUGUCUAGUUCACUAAUAACACAUGCCUUCAAGCACAUCCCUGUUAUCUGUUGUAGACCGUUCACAAGAUACAGAUGCAAGACAAAACGCAACCCACACAACCUACGGCCGCUUUGCACUUCAACACCUGCUCCACUCUCGUUCUCAGUGGGACUCUGGAACUGCCAGUCUGCUGUGAACAAAGCUGCCUUCAUUCCAGCUUUCGCCACGCAGUCCACCCUCAGCAUCCUGGCACUGACAGAGACAUGGAUACGUCCUGAGGAUACAGCAACACCUGCUGCUCUCUCCAACAACUUCUCCUUCUCCCACACCCCUCGACAUACUGGUAGGGGUGGGGGAACAGGUCAGCUGACAAGCUUUCUUGAGGAAUUGGAUGUCCUGCUGUCCUCCUUGCCAGAGGAUGGCAGGCCACUUGUGGUUCUUGGUGAUUUCAACAUACACCAGGACAAACCCCAGGCCAUUGAACUGAAUACUCUUCUGGCCUCAUUUGACUUGGAAAGACUACACACCACAGCAACUCACAGGUCGGGCAACCAGCUGGACCUCAUUUUUACACACCAGCACGGACUACACCACCCAGCCCCUGGCUGUCUGACGUCCUUCGUGAACAUCGGACUGAUCUCAGGGCAGCUGAGAGGAGAUGGCGGAAAUCUAAAGAUCCAGCUGAUCUAGCCCAACGACACCACAGUGACCGUUCGAAUCGCUGCCUGUCUGGCAGACAUCUCGGCCUGGAUGAAGGAACACCACCUUCAACUCAACCCUGCCAAGACCGAACUCCUUGUCUUUCC
Molecule: messenger RNA, 823 nt
Organism: Xyrauchen texanus (razorback sucker)
Lineage: Eukaryota; Metazoa; Chordata; Actinopteri; Cypriniformes; Catostomidae
Exons: 4
Coding region: 36-707 (223 amino acids)
Molecular function (GO): catalytic activity
Source: RefSeq, a predicted model, not a curated record